This is a messenger RNA of Syngnathus typhle (broad-nosed pipefish), 3772 nucleotides long. It is a transcript of the gene gucy1a1, whose product is annotated as guanylate cyclase 1 soluble subunit alpha 1. Bases 200 to 2362 code for a protein of 720 amino acids. The transcript is spliced from 7 exons. Lineage: Eukaryota; Metazoa; Chordata; Actinopteri; Syngnathiformes; Syngnathidae. Gene Ontology annotation, molecular function: heme binding; guanylate cyclase activity. Gene Ontology annotation, cellular component: guanylate cyclase complex, soluble. Gene Ontology annotation, biological process: cGMP biosynthetic process; response to oxygen levels. The record is from RefSeq and is a predicted model, not a curated record.
UCGCUCUGUUCCACCAUCAGUCCAAAGAAGCGGAGUACAGAAGAACAUCGCAUCACGUCUUGGUUGAAGAUUCAGCGAUGAAAAGGAUGCAAACACCAAAAUAAGAUGCGCGCACCAGAAGAUGGCAUCCUGGCGCGUCUGUCUGCAUGCACAAUGAGCUCAGUGCCUGUGUGGUGAGGACAUCAUAGCACCAGUGAAGAUGUUCUGCGCCAGGCUGAAGGAGCUGAAGAUAACCGGAGAGUGUCCUUUCUCCAAAAGCGACCAGCAUCAAGAGCAGGAGAAGGAAGAAGAACAGCUGCGUGGAGAUCCCGGGGAGAGCUCGGCAGCGCGCGGCAGGAGGAACGCGCACGAACCCGCACAGAGGAGCACCAGAGCCAAAGUGAACCUGCAUACCCUCGGAGAGAGCAUUCGCAAACUGGCGUGUCCCCAGUUCCAGAGGCUGCACGCUGCCCUCCAAAGUAUGAUGAAACAAAGAGAAUCGGAAAGCAUUGCCGUUUGUUGCACAGACUGCAGAGAAGAACCGGAACAUUUAAUGAAGAUGAUGAACACUUACUCAACCAAAACAGCCAUUCCGAUUGAAGCCUUGAGAGUGUCCCUCGGCGAGGAGCUCUUCCAAAUGUGCUACGAGGAGGACGGUCACAUUUUACGGGUGGUGGGGGGCGCGCUUCACGACUUCCUCAACAGCUUCAACGUGCUCCUGAAGCAAAGCAGCGCGCCCCGAGUUGAUGGAGGAGAUUGUUUAAAUCAAGCAUCCGUGCUGUGCAUAGACAAAGAUCCGGGUCUGCUUACUGUCUACUUCUUCAACCCUCACCCCACUACUGAGCUCUUCUUCCCUGGGGUCAUCAAGGCAGCCGCCCGUUUGCUCUAUCACACCACCGUGGAUGUGCUGAUGGACCCGCCCAGCACCAAAGACAGCAUCCUUCAAUCCAACCCGCAGCACAGUCUUCUAUACACUGUGGUGGUCAAGGGGGAUAAAAACCUGAGCCCCAGUCCUCUGCGGGCGAGCUCAGCUGGGACCCUUCCUACCUCUCUGUUUUCCACUAUCUUUCCCUUCCAUCUUAUCCUGGACCAAGACCUGGUUCUGGUUCAAAUCGGACACGGGCUCAGGAAGAGACUGAGCAGGAAGGACAGUCUCAGGCGGGCUUUGACUUUCCAAGAACACUUCUCCAUUGUGUGCCCUCAAAUCAAAUGUACCUUUCAAGGCAUCCUGACCAUGCUCAACACCCAGUUUGUCCUUCGGAUCAAGCAAGGGGUCUCCGGAGCGGACAACACAGUAAAGCUCAUGGACCUCAAGGGCCAAAUGAUCUACGUUUCCGAGUCCAACGUGAUCUUGUUCCUGGGUUCGCCGUGUGUGGAUAAGCUGGAGGAGCUAACGGGGCGCGGGCUCUACCUGUCCGACAUCCCCAUUCACAACGCGCUACGUGACGUGGUUCUGGUCGGAGAGCAAGCCAAAGCGCAGGACGGCUUGAAGAAACGUCUCGGGAAAGCCAAAGCGGCAUUGGAGCAGGCCCACCGGGCGCUUGAGGAAGAGAAGAAAAAGACAGUGGACCUUCUUUUCUCCAUCUUUCCCGGUACCGUAGCUCAGCAAUUGUGGCAAGGCCAGACGGUCCAAGCUAAGAAUUUCGAGCGGGUCACCCUGCUGUUUUCCGACUUGGUGGGCUUCACGGCUGUUUGCUCGCUGUGCACGCCGAUGCAAGUGAUCACCAUGCUCAACGAGCUAUACACCAGGUUCGACCAUCAUUGUGGGGAGCUUGAUGUUUACAAGGUGGAGACCAUUGGGGAUGCUUAUUGUGUUGCUGGUGGCUUACAUAAGGAGAGUGACAACCAUGCAGCCCAGAUUGCAUUGAUGGCCUUAAAGAUGAUGGAGCUUUCUGAUGAAGUCAAGACUCCAACUGGAGAACAAAUACAGGUAACAAACCAGAUUCCAUAUGGCGUCAUGUUACAGAGCCUGAAUACGAUUCCGUCAAAUCCCGGAGUGGAUCGCUUUCAAUUUCAAUCAAGGAUACAGUUCAAAAGUGGGAUUAAAAAUCGAGUCGACAUAUGUCGGAUUUAUGUCAUUGUUUUUCAGAUGCGUAUCGGGCUCCACACCGGAUCAGUGCUAGCCGGUGUAGUCGGCGUAAAAAUGCCACGUUAUUGUCUUUUUGGAAAUAACGUCACCCUGGCCAACAAGUUUGAAUCGUGCAGCCAACCUCGCAAAAUCAACAUCAGUCCGACGACGCACAGAUUGCUGAAGGAGCGUCCAGAGUUUGUUUUCAUUCCCAGGAGCAGGCAGGAGCUUCCGGCCAACUUCCCAGAGGACAUUCCUGGUGUUUGUUACUUUUUAGAGGCUUCCUUCAAAACUUCACAAAUGACUCGGAAAUGAAGUCCAGCUGCUGCAGAGAAACUCCUGAAGCUCCACCUCGGUGCUUCUAUAUUAGAGUUGUCCAGAUAUUGAUGUCGCUAAGUGUUUGUCUCGCUUGCGGUCAUUUCAAAAUACAGCUGAUGGCUAAUUCCCACAAAUGAUUGACGGUCCCACCGAGUACGUACAUCACAGUUCCCAUUUGAGAGUUAUAAAUCUACCCCAACCAUCAAUUCCCCCCCAACUUCACAGAGACUAUUUAAAAUAUUAUACACUGUGGAAUUCUCAAUGUUUGUCGCCGUGACCGUGACACUGGUUUACUUCCAAGUUGUUGUCAUUGAAAAACGAAUUUUCCCAUGGUGAAUAAGUCAACUCAUUCCAGGUUCACACCGUUGACACCAUAAAAUUGUUAUUUACUGUAUUACGCAGGCAAUGUUUUAAUGAACAUCAAAGGUAACCAUUGACACAUAAAACUAAAACUCGUGUAACAUCACACGUGAUAUUUGCAACUUUAAGUUUUGGUUAAUUUUCAAGUAAUAGAUUGUUUUUCAGUGUGUGUGUGUAAUCUAGUUUAAAUUGUACCAAUUUUUGGCAUUUCAAUUUAAGAGGUUCCACAUUACAAGCAAUGUUGUGUAAAGGUCAUAGUAGCAAUUUCACGCAACCCCAACAAUGCAAUAAGUAGCUUGAUGGUCCUAUUAUCCAUCGGUACAAACACUCACUGCAGGAUUAAUCAGUUCUAAAAGUGUUAAUAAUGAUUCAAACCCAAAUUUAAGGCACUUUUAUUAUUAUUAUUAUUACUUAAAUAUUUCAAUAUACAAAUGAAUGCUGCCAAAUAGGAUUAGUGACAUCGCUUGAUAACAUAGAUUCCAAAUGCUUUUUGGGUUAGAAUGAUCAAAUAUUUUGUUAGGAUGGGAAAGAAAUUCUAUAGAUAUUUUUCCAGUAAAUAUGUAAGCGACAUUUUCCCCCUUUUGUAGUUUUCUGUCUUCUUGCUUGCAGCUUGAACUGGGCAGGAAAAUUCCAAAAAGAACACUAAACUGCAAAUCUGCAAAGAAAGAUUUUUACAGGUUUCCACUAUCUCGAAUCAAGUUUCACAGAGCAGACUUAGGUGCCUUAUGAAAGCAGGAUAGCACAUUUUGUUGUUAAUAAAGUGGAUCACUUUUGUUUCUUCCAAUAUGAAUGCAAGCCACAAAUUCUUCCAUCAAAGUAUAUAUUUGAAAUACAUUCAUUAUACAUUCCAGUACUGCAGUUUCCUAGUAAAGUAUUUUUACUGUUUUCACUGUACACAUGUUUAUACUCUAUUUAUUACAUUGUUUCAUAGCACAAAGAGCAUAAAAAAACAAAAAUACAAUGAAUGUCCUUCGAUCACUCAUAAGGAUGUGCUUUAAUUGUUACUGUAGUGGAAACAAGAGUGCAAUAAAUAUAAGAUCAAAUGAA